Molecule: messenger RNA, 1110 nt
Organism: Plasmopara halstedii
Lineage: Eukaryota; Oomycota; Peronosporomycetes; Peronosporales; Peronosporaceae
Exons: 6
Coding region: 1-1110 (369 amino acids)
Source: RefSeq, a predicted model, not a curated record
AUGCAGGAUCGAGAUGAGAAAGGCAUUGACACAAAGCCGUAUCUUGAUCGUUAUGAGAAGAUGCUGCAGGAGAUGAAACAAUAUGAAGAGCUUAAGCAAGAGGAGAGCAUUAAAAACAUGUCAGCUAUUACGAAACAGAAGCUGCUUAGCGAACAUUUACAGCAGACUCAAGCUGAGCUAGCUGAAACUCAUGAGAGCAAGGCCAAGCUGUGUGAGGAGAUUGGGAUAUUAAAGCAGACGAAGGAACACCAAUCUAAGCAGCUUGAUAGGUACAAACUAGAUUUGCAGACUGCGCGAGAGUUAAACGCAAUUUUGGUAAAAAAGAUGGAGAAGCUUGAGGCAUCGACGGGAAUCAUCAAACAGCAGUACAUCCGUUCUCUUGCUUUGCGCAUUAAGUCGAGUGCUCUGGCUCUUCAGCAGCUUAAUGUUCUGCACGGAGACUCAUCUCAUGCACGAAUCGCUGAAGUUUGUAGCGAAUUGGGACAAACUGGUCAGAGCAAACGCAAGCGCAUCUCGGCCGUAGAAAUAGACCACCGAGCUUUGGAAGAGGUCGGCAAGCCGGAGCAUGCAGGAAAUGCUGUGAAGAUUGAGUCCAGCGAAGAUAUUCUACAAACGGCAGAUAAUACCAAAAAAGAUAUCGACUGGGAAAGUAAUCGUGACUCGUUGCUUAUUGCAAGCAAUGAUGUGAGCCAACAAAAUAUAGAAGGCACGGAAAGCGAGCAUCAAAUUCAAGAUCUCUUGGCUCAAAUCACAAAACUCGAGACAAAAAAGUCAGCUUUAAAUGACGAAUACACGGCGCUUGAGCUUAAGCAUACCGAGGUGUUGAAUGAUGUCAAUCAGCUGGUUGAAAACAUCAAGGAAAGAGAUUCCAAAAUCGAGGAACUAGAGGGAAUGCUGAAAGUUGCACAUUCGACUCAAUUAGCUGAUGGCAAAAAUGCGAGUGAAGAGAGGACGGCAAUUGAUGGUCGUCUGAAACUGCUUGAGGACAAUUUGUCACAGAUGAAUAGUUACGCUGAUCACCUUGAAAUGGUAAUCGCUCAGUGCCCUGCAUGUACCAAAAAGCUUCAAAAUGAAAGCACACAGGAUUCGGUUUCAAACAAAACCGAGUAA